Periconia digitata is the source of this 1745-nucleotide messenger RNA. NCBI's taxonomy places the organism in Eukaryota, Fungi, Ascomycota, Dothideomycetes, Pleosporales, Periconiaceae. The record is from the annotation of a GenBank genome assembly.
CAACAACCCUUCUUUUUCUUGACCUUGCAUAUAACCGAUCCGAGAACAUGGCGGAUUUACCUCCUCCUGUGCAGGGUCCUACCGCAAAAGAAAAGAAGUACGACCGCCAGCUGCGCCUUUGGGGAGCUCAUGGCCAGAUCGCACUCGAGAACGCCCACAUUCUUCUCGUCAUUUCUGGUCCUGGCGUAGUCGGUGUCGAAACCCUCAAAAAUCUUGUUCUUCCCGGGAUUGGCAACUUCACUAUACAAGACUCAACUGUGGUAUCAGAAGCAGACUUGGGCGUCAACUUUUUCUUGGAAGAGGAACAUUUAGGAGGCUACCGCGCAGAGCAUACAUGCAACUUGCUCAAGGAACUGAACCCCGAUGUGAAUGGUAACUUCAUCACCGAGCCCAUCGAUACCUGGCUUUCCAAUCCCGAUGCGCUCGCACCCUACACAUUGAUCCUGGCAACAGCACCUAUCAAAUCCGAAUAUCUGAGUAAGCUCUCUGUCCAUGCCAACACCGCAUUGAUCCCUCUUUUCUACGUCCACUCCAUCGGCUUCUACUCGCACUUCUCAGUACAUCUACCUCCUGCGUUUCCCGUUGUCGAUAGUCAUCCUAGCCCAGAAUCCAUCACAGACCUCCGGCUACUAAAGCCGUGGCCGGAGCUGAUCGAAUAUGCCACACAAAAGACGAUGAACUUGGAGGGUAUGAGUGCCGACGACCAUGGACACGUUCCAUUCGUUGCCAUAUUACUAUACCACUUGGAACAGUGGAAGAAGGAACACAACGGCCAGGUGCCUCAAAAUUACAAAGACAAGACAGCGUUCAGGGAUAUUGUGUCCAAGGCUGCACGUGCGAACAAUCCGGAGGGUGGAGAAGAGAAUUUCGACGAGGCCGUGGCAGCAGUUCUCAAGUCGCUAAAUCCUCCCGAACCCAGUAGCACCGUCAAAGAUAUAUUCAAAGCCCCCGAAUCACUCCUGAUACGUCAAGACUCGCCUAGCUUUUGGGUGAUAGCUAAUGCGAUCGGACUGUUCUACACAAAAUACGGCGUUCUGCCUGUGCCUGGAUCGGUUCCGGAUAUGAAAGCUCGCUCUGCCGACUAUAUUGAGCUCCAAAAUGUGUACAAAUCGAAAGCAAGAAAGGAUCUUGCCGAGGUACUAGACAGCGUGCGUUUCCUGGAACGAAAUGCGAACAGAAGCACAACUAUCAAGGAGAAGGAUGUCGAGACUUUCUGCAAAAAUGCCGCACACAUCAAGCUAGUACGAGGUCGACCUUUCCCUGUAGUACCUACAGAAGGAGAAGUGAAGUGGGGGGACAGGGCUAAAGCCAUGGCGCAAAAAUUGACUUUCCCUGAUGAUCUUGUCCCGUUGUAUAUUGCUUUCCUUGCCUGGGACAAGUUCGUAGCAACGCACGAUCAAGACGCUCUGCUUGGUGCUCCCAAAGUACCCGGCGCAUCCGAAUCAGACAUUGAGUCAGAUACUGAAAAAGUCAAGGGAAUGGCUUUGCAUAUAGCAACCCAAUUGACCAAGGAAGCAAGUAUAUCACUUGACGAUGAGGAUUCCUCGGCCUUGGGUCAGCAGCUGGAAGAAUUCUCUGGGGAACUCGUCCGCGCGGGUGGUGCUGAGCUUCACAACAUUUCCGCUGUCACCGGAGGGACAGUUUCGCAAGAGAUCAUCAAAGUGAUUACUGAGCAAUAUGUUCCGGUAGACAAUACUUGCAUUUUCGACGGCGUCAAAAGUAAAAUGGCGGUCUUUAGAGUAUAG